Macrosiphum euphorbiae (potato aphid) is the source of this 627-nucleotide messenger RNA. NCBI's taxonomy places the organism in Eukaryota, Metazoa, Arthropoda, Insecta, Hemiptera, Aphididae. The record is from the annotation of a GenBank genome assembly.
AUGUGUAACAGUAGUGGUGAAGAACCUACUACAAACUCUAUUUUACAGAUAUUAGGUAAAAAAGGAUUAAAACUCAUAGAUUCUAAAUUCCAAUUGUUUGAUGAACAUGAAAUUGCUGUAUUUUUGUCACCAAAAUUUAAAUCAUUAAAAAUGUUUAGUGAAAAUGAUAAAGCUCGCAUCCAUCAAAAUAUCGAGUUGAAACUAAUGCAGAUUGAAUUAGAAGAAAAUAGUGAACCAAGUACUAUACUGCCAAAAGAAAAAGAUAUUCCUAAAAACGUUUCAGGAAGUAGACCGUUCUCAGAAUGGGAAGAUGCCGAAAAUGAUUCAGAACAUUCCGAAAAUGUCCCCAGGUAUAAAAAAGAACUGGAAGAGUACAAACAUAAAUACUUUGAGUUUGAUGUGAAAGAAGAUAAUGUAUUAACAUUUUGGAAAAAUCACACAUUUAAUUUUCCAUACCUAUCCAUGUUGGCUAAGCAAAUAUUUGCUAUUCCAGCAAGUAGCGCCAGUAGUGAACGAUCGUUUAGUACUGCUGGAAGAGUCGUUGAAGAGCGAAGGAGUUGCCUUAGUGGCUCAACUGUGGAUGCAAUUUUAUUUUUAAACAACCAUUUCAACAAUUUAAAAAAAUAA